AAAGCAAUACAUAUUGCAGCCUCCAUAGUGAUUCUCUCUCCUACGUGGCGCUCUCCCAAACCUCCAUUUUGAUUUAUCUCAUUCUCUAUUCUGCCUUUUACGCCUCAAUUCUUAAGCUUGGCAAAAACAUCAAAAUUCUCAUACUCAAAUACCGUUACAAAAUUUGAUUAGCAAUUCAUACGUAAUUCAUUCUCAAAUCUAUCACCAUGUGUCUGCAAAUCUCAUGCUCAAUCACCUGUUGUAGCAAUUGAUCAGCAGCAAAUCCUUCUAAAAUCCCCCUUUUCCGCCAUCUGCAAAACCUUCUCAAAUCUCUCCCCAUCCAUCUGCAAAACCUUCUCAAAUCCCAUCUCCCACCGUCUGCAAAUCCUUAUCACAACAAUUGAUCUCUAUCCAUCACACACACUACAGAUCUAUGGGUGCUGCAAACAAGACUCAGCCGCAACUGCACUCGGAUUCCAGUCGCCACCGUCACCUUCACCGCGCCGGCCACCUCCCUUCCCCCGCAAGCCCUCCGAUCUGCAUCGCCGCCUCUUUCUUUCUUCAAUCGGCAGCUCCAACCCCCACCGCUCUCUCCGCCACUCCCGCAGCCUCAGCCGCUUCUCCCGCCCCAUUGCGCUGGAGCCGGAGGCCAAACGUGCCCAGGGGAAAAUUCGUCAACACCACGAGGGGCUCGACCUCGCCGGCACCAACCGCGAAUCGCCGAGCCCCUAGAUCCCCAAAGUCUCACCGCCUCUUUGUGAUUUCCGGCGACCACGGCAGCCAUGUCCGCCGAUCUGCCACCUCCCUUCCCCCAUAUGAGUGUUGAUAAUGAACUUGUACUAUGGGAACCAAAAAUGAAAGAACAAUCUCCUGGAGAGGGUACGGUUGACAUCCUCCAAAAGUAUCCUGAUCCCGAGUGUGAUAUUUGGUUUAUCAAGUUUUCUUGUGAUUUCCAUUACAAGGCAGCAGCAGUAGGGAAUAGGGAAGGGAAGAUAUAUGUGUGGGAAGUUCAGUCUAACCCUCCGGUUCUCAUUGCAAGAUUGUCCCAUGUCCAGUCGAAAUCUCCAAUUAGAUUAACCGCCAUGUCUUUUGAUGGAAGGUAUGAACUCCUGAUCCCACUUUUCUUUCUCUCUCUAAUUUACACGACGUUGGAGCGAGUAAAUCAUAUUAAUCCAUGUGGGUGCAGCACCAUUCUCUGCUGCUGUGAAGAUGGAACAAUAUGGAGAUGGGAUGUGGUUGCAAGCUCUUAGAGAUUCCGAAAUGGUAUUUUGUAGAAGUCAGUAUAACUUUUUAAUAUCCAUGAACAACAUGCAGCUAUGAAACUACGAGCUUCAUUUUUAAAACGAAGCCAGUCUUUUGCGGAGAACAAACAUUCUAUGACUGAUCAAGAAUAUGCUACUGAGUCCGUACAAGCUUCAACUCAAAACAUCAUUAGUCUUUAGUUUAUUCUGCCAGAAAUUUCUAUGUAAGAUAACAUUUCGAUGAAAUUUAUUUUGUACCACUCAAAUGUGCGUUUCUUUUUAUCUUAUGCUAAUGUGUUAGCUUUUUUAUUA
This is a messenger RNA of Salvia miltiorrhiza (redroot sage), 1532 nucleotides long. Its product is annotated as polycomb group protein FIE2-like. Gene Ontology annotation, biological process: negative regulation of transcription by RNA polymerase II. The transcript is spliced from 5 exons. Gene Ontology annotation, cellular component: ESC/E(Z) complex. The record is from RefSeq and is a predicted model, not a curated record. NCBI's taxonomy places the organism in Eukaryota, Viridiplantae, Streptophyta, Magnoliopsida, Lamiales, Lamiaceae. Gene Ontology annotation, molecular function: nucleosome binding; protein binding. Bases 762 to 1229 code for a protein of 155 amino acids.